GUCUAGUGCCGGGAACCUUCAGCAGCACCAGAAGUGCAUGUUUUUUACCUUUAAAAAUUCACGGAUCUCGAAGUAAUCACCAAUAUGUACUGCAACAUUAUUUUUGCCGGGGAUGUCCUCCUCAACCUCCACUAGGUGAAUACCUUGAUUCACACCUGUGCUUCACCAUGGAUUCCUACCGGAUUUUCGGAGGCCUUCGAAGCCAAGAAUUAUCAAAAUCAAAAAACUACUACCGAUCUUUCUCAAACAAACCAUUCAUCACCUGUUGCUAAGGCCUUGGGUCGCAACAUACCUGCAUUUUGGUACUUGGCAAAGGUGUUCAGAACACGGAUUACAGGUUGUCAAGAUGAGCAACCAAACCAUGAACAAAAAGUCCUGGGAGUCCCUUUCCUCGACGUUUUCUGGCCUUGAAAUAUCUCUCUCUCAGGACAGCUGCUACGCAUCUGAUGAGGUUUCUGUCGCUUCAACUAAUCCGACCACCAUCAAUUCGUCGGUUAUUUCAACCGCUGCACCCACCAAAGUAACGUCACAGCCUCCGUAUUUGAAACCGAUCCUGAAGAGACGGUACGCGGAGAUCGCAGAAGACGAAGAAUCUGAGUCGGGCUAUGCAUCCGGUGUCUCUGAACACGAAUACGAAUUUUUGUCAGAAGACGAGACGUCUGAUGAUGACGAAGAAGAUGAUGAUGUGUACUACGUCACAUGCUGGGAAGACGCAUCAGACACUUUAUCUGAAUAUAGCGAUGAUGAUGAUGACUAUGAUGAUGGCUCUGCCGAUGGCUCAUUCAUCUCAUUUGGGUCCAACGUUAGGUUUGAUACCAACGUGCUGUAUAUUGAAGCGCCAGAUCUUCAAGACGAUGAAACACCCUGCACUGAGUUGACCUGCCAUGAGCUAAUGGAGAUGGCAAGAGCAUCUGGCAACCUCCAUUUUCAGGAGGACAACGAUAUCGGUGACGAUUUCGACGACGCCGAACAUGGCGGUAUCAGCGAGUCCAUCAAGCAACUGCCUGAAGAACAUACCAGCGAUGUUGUGGACCUAGACAAGCGACUUUUCCUUGCUUAUAUGAAUGGCAUUAAUGGGAUCGCUGAUCCCGGGUACAAGUCGCGUCUUCACGCGCGGGUCGGCGACAUCAAAAUGGGUCGUGUGAAAUCCCCGUACUUGGAAGCCGAGAAUGCCGAUGGGGUAUAUCUCGAUCAUGCCCUCAACCAUGUGAUUGGGACUUUCCCAAACCUAGUCGCCAAACAGGAGUUUGAGGAACUCCUCAGUCUCAGCAAAGAAAAGGGGGCGCUGCAGCAGCCACCCGAAGUCCGUGCAAGUCUCAAUCGGAGCUUAAUGGAGAAAAUUGAGGGCCUCCUCUCCGAAAGAUUAGCCAGUGAUGUCAACAUCGGACCAGACGAAUUGAGCUUUUUCGCAGGUGGGGUUGCGUAUGCCCUAGAUAACUGGAAACCCUAUUGGGUCCAUUGAAAUGCUUUUAUGAGUAACCCCAAGGCUUCAGUGCAAAAGGAACAUGAAGCCAACGUAGAACCAAAA
This is a messenger RNA of Aspergillus alliaceus, 1528 nucleotides long. RefSeq lists its product as uncharacterized. The record is from RefSeq and is a predicted model, not a curated record. NCBI's taxonomy places the organism in Eukaryota, Fungi, Ascomycota, Eurotiomycetes, Eurotiales, Aspergillaceae. The coding region runs from base 347 to 1462 and encodes 371 amino acids. The transcript has a single exon.